UGUUUUGGUUGAGGGAAUGAUACGGUAGGGCACACUCAAUCCAUCUGUUCGUGACGUCAGAACCCCUGGGGCCAGCUAGCUGGAAACAUAUUGGAGAUGUAACGAGAACAAUAGAGGACAAGACAACCAUUGUCAGUGACCCCACGGGGCCUCCUUCGUGAAAGUGACAAAUUUAUUCCAGGGAAGUGACAGGUCAUCAUUGAAAUUGACAGAUAUCCACAGACAGGUAAAACGUGCGAUGAUCGAGGGAGAGGAUAGUCGACGAGGUGGACCGUGCUGGAGACGUGUAGCUGUAUUUACGUUUGUGUAACGAGAGAGGAAAACAGGACUCACAUAAGAUUACUAGAUCGAUUCGAGAAGAUGGGUAUUCAUGAUUUCUGGCGGAAACUAGGGAAAUCUAACACCAAAGACCGAAAACUAGACACUUUACAACACAGUCGCCAUUGCUCAUCGUGCGAGAAGUAUCGGACCUGGACAUCGAAAUCGAAAGCGUUAAGUUUGCCUCUUUCUGAUCUACGGAAGAUGAAACAAUCGGCAGAAUUCGACGAAAAGUGUCGCUGUGAGUCUGUUGAUGCGUGGGUGACGACUGUGAACAGGUCACGUGAGCGUGUGGACAUAGUGGACAGAGUUCUUCUUGAUGACCGUUUGUCGACAUUUAGCUCAACAGACCAUGUGGAGGAAACAGAUACUGAGGACAUCGGGGACUCGGAGAGUGAUACCGGAAGUCUCCAGGAGUGGAGUCAUUGGCGGAAACAGGCAAAUGGUCAACUCGUGUCCAUGAUCCUCAACAGUAAGAGUAAAGACUCUCGUUCCUGGGAUUACACACGUAAGGCAAUGGACAGCACCGUCAUGAAUGACGUAAUACAGCACGUGAAAGACAGUGGUGUAAGUUCUCCCGAACUAGAAGGGAAACCGUUCAUAAUGUACGGAAUACCGAGGGCUCGACUGGAAAAACGGUGAAAGUCAUUGUCUUACGUUGUUGAAAUAUAUUUUUUGUGGAAAAUGGUUAUGACUCUCGAGGAAAAUUUGUCGCAGUGGAUCAUGUACUGUCUCAAAGAUAACAGUUUGGCGAGAAAGUUGGAUAAAUCUGUAUUUUCCAGACUUGUGGCGGUGGACAUAGUAAAGGACAUUGAGCAACUGUGAAAAUAAACUAAUGCCAACGUAGAAUUUAUUCUGACAUUUCCGAAUCCUAUUUAUUUCGAGAUGUUUUCGGGUUUUUAGCGAUCUUCACUCUAGAUAUUUUGAAAAUUAUCGUCUCGGAAUCCCUUGGUAUUUAUCGUUAUUUAUUUGUUAUAUUAUCUCAAUAAUAAAAUGUUAGAAAUACAC
This is a messenger RNA of Mizuhopecten yessoensis (Yesso scallop), 1326 nucleotides long. RefSeq lists its product as uncharacterized. The record is from RefSeq and is a predicted model, not a curated record. Lineage: Eukaryota; Metazoa; Mollusca; Bivalvia; Pectinida; Pectinidae. The transcript has 2 exons. Bases 361 to 960 code for a protein of 199 amino acids.